AUGUCUUGUCUUGUAGACAAGAAAAGAGUUAAACUGAAUGCACUUCUGGAUGAAGUUCAUGAAUUUCUAGGAAAUGAAGUUAACUAUGAUGACCUGGAAAAUAUUCUGGAAAACAUAGGGUUAAGACUCCAACUGAAAGAAAACUCCGUGUUGAUGAAAAGUUUGCCAAUUGAUGCUGCUGGAAAGUUAUAUACGCAUAAGUUGCUAGAUGGCAUAAAGUCUCUCAAAGGAGUGAAGCUUAGCGUUGAUAAGCUAGCACCCUUCGUAGAAAAUAUGGGCUUUCAGCUUGAGAAGGAUGAAUACGAAGACCUGGUGAACAGCCUGUCCAUUGAUGAUGAAGGGAUGGUUGAAACAAGUGCGAUAAUGGAUGAAGGGAAUCUUUUUACAGGUGAGAAGGUUGAUACUAAUAACCUGGAAAAUUUUCUGGAAAAUAUUGGGAUAGAGCUCACAGAAGAUAAAGGCAUGGAACUACUGAACAAUCUGCCAGUUGAUGCCAAAGGAAGGGUAUAUAAGAACAAAUUGAUGAAAGAAGUGGCAUGCCUCAAAGGAAUGAAGGUGUCAUCAAGUAAGAUAGGAAAUUUCAUGGAAAACAUGGGAAUUGAUCUCAAGGAGAAAGAAGUCCAGGAAUUGAAGGAUGACCUAGCGGUUGAUGAUAAUGGGAAGAUUGAUUUGAAUGUGUUGAUGGAUAAAGUUAAAUGUGUUACAGGAGAGAAGAUUCAUACUGGGGAUGUGAAAAACAUUUUGAAAAACAUGGGAAUAGAGAUCACAGAUAAGGAAAACAAAAAGCUGCUGAAAACUCUGCCAGUUUCUGCUGAUCAAAAGGUGUUUAAGAAAAAUGUAGUGGAUGCUGUGAAAUCUUUCAGAGGAGGGAAGACUAAUGUCAGUGACCUGAAAAAUGUUCUACAAAACACUGGGUUCAGACUUGAAGCGAAAGAAAUCCAGGACCUGCAAACCCAUCUACCAGUUACUGAAGAUGAGAAGGUUAGUUUGAAUGUGUUGAUGGAUGCAGCCAAAGUUUUUACAGGAGAAAAGAUUGAUGCUAGUGAUUUAAAAAAUGUCCUGGCAAACAUGGGAAUCGAGGUCACUGACAAAGAACACUUGAUGCUGUUAAAAACUCUGCCAGUCCAUAGUGAUAGAAAGGUGUAUAAGAAAAGAUUACUGGAUAGUGUGAAGCCUCUUGAAGGAAAAAAAAUCUAUGCCAGUAAGCUGGGAACUCUUAUGGAAAUCAUGGAAAUUGAGCUUCAGAGUGAGGAAUAUAAUGAUCUACUGAACCAUCUGCCAAUUGAUGAGGGUGGAAAGGUUAACCUGAAUGUGGCAAUGAAUGAUGUGAAAGCUUUUACAGGAGAGAAGGUUGAUGUCCAUAAUCUAGAAAGGGUGCUGAGGAGAAUGGGGCUAGUACUCACUGAUAAGGAGCACAUGGAGCUGUUGGAAACUCUGCCAAGUGACACUGAUGGAAAGGUGUAUAAAAAUAGAUUGCUAAAAAGUGUGAAGGCCCUCAAUGGGCCAAAGGUCAAAAUCAACAAAGUGGAAUCCCUUGUGGAAGAGAUGGAAAUUAUUCUUAAUGAUGAAGAACUUGAGGAACUAACGAUGCAACUAUCAACUGAUGAUGAUAAAACAGUUGAUCUGAAUGAUUUGAUGGAUACUAUCAGUCACAUCAAGGGAGAGGUGAUUGGUGUCCAGGACUUAGACAACUUUCUAGCAAGCAAGGGAAUUGAGCUCACAGAUGGAGAAAUGAAGGAGCUGAUACCUCAACUGGCAGUUAAUAGUAAGUUGUUUUUUAAAAAAAAUAAUUCUGUUGUCUUUCAAGAAGUGUGUCUUUGUUGUCCUAUGAAUAAGUUAUCUUAAAAAUCUUGUAAGAAAUUUGAUUGGAAUUGCUUUGAAUUUGUGGUUUUAU
Messenger RNA from Trichechus manatus latirostris (Florida manatee), 1894 nucleotides. RefSeq lists its product as uncharacterized. Bases 1 to 1845 code for a protein of 614 amino acids. The transcript has 22 exons. The record is from RefSeq and is a predicted model, not a curated record. NCBI's taxonomy places the organism in Eukaryota, Metazoa, Chordata, Mammalia, Sirenia, Trichechidae.